Phytophthora infestans T30-4 is the source of this 1296-nucleotide messenger RNA. RefSeq names its product protein kinase, putative. The transcript is spliced from 2 exons. Gene Ontology annotation, biological process: protein phosphorylation. The record is from RefSeq and is a predicted model, not a curated record. Lineage: Eukaryota; Oomycota; Peronosporomycetes; Peronosporales; Peronosporaceae. Gene Ontology annotation, molecular function: protein kinase activity; ATP binding. Bases 1 to 1296 code for a protein of 431 amino acids.
AUGACCCUCGAUGCAACGUUGCAAGAGAUCGACCAGCUUUGUAGUGAGCCGCACUACGACAGCUUCGAGAAUGUGAAUCGCCCUGUGUACGACCGUAUAAUGGACGUGUAUCAACAACUUCGAGACAGCUCAGGCCCAGUGUCUAUGGAUCUAUUAGAGAGCUUUAGUCUCAUCGUGCUGCGAUUCUUUGACAUGCUUGACCGACGCGUUUUAGGCGGCACAAGUGUCGUGGCCAGUAUCUGCGCUUCAGGCACAGUCGCAGGCAGGAAUUACAGUUUCCAUCACGACAUUGACGCGUUGCUGAGAACUUCUUCACUGCAGACAGCACCUGUUCACAACUGGCAAGAAACGUGGAAAGAGACUCGACAUCGUCAAAGUAAUACACUAAAGUCAUAUUUAGAGGAACCCGAGCUUUUCCUAACGCAAAUAUCAACCGAGAAGGAUCGAUCCGAAGCGGUAGCGAUGAUGCAAUUUGCUGCGACUGGACUGGCGGGUGUUGAGGACACUGAAGAUCUUCCGUUGUGGUUCAUUCCUCCGUAUCAAGUUCAGCUAGGCAAACACAUUGCGGAUGGCUCUUUCGGAGCAGUUUACGAAGGCGAAUGGCUCGAUACGGAUGUGGUAGUAAAGCAGGUUCUUUUAGCCUCGUCUGAUGAGAACGGGGAGCAAUUUCGACACGAAGCGGACUUGUGGUUCUCGCUGAACCAUCCGAAUUUAAUUAAACUUUACGGCGCUUGUCACCAAGGUCGACCGUUUUUUGUAUGCGAGCCAGCGAGUCGAGGGACUCUGGCGUCGUAUCUUAAAGACAAGGAUCGACGCUUGAUCUGGUUUGCCAUCAGUGAUGUUGCGCUGGGCUUGCAACAUCUCCACGACCACGGAAUUAUUCACGGUGAUCUGAAAGGAAAUAACAUUUUGGUGUGUGAUAGUAGCGAGGGAAUAUCAACAGCAAAGCUCGCGGAUUUUGGCUUAAGUAUCGCUACAAACCAGGUGGGAACUCCAGCUAACGAUGAAUAUGAUACAUUGGGGGCGUUUCGAUGGAAGGCGCCGGAAUGUUUGCUUGGAGGUCGACCAACAUUCGCGUCGGAUAUUUAUUCACUGGGUAUGUGUAUUGUUGAGGCAAUCACGGGGCAGUAUCCAUGGGGGGAUACUUUACCAGACUCGGUGGUAGUACGCAAUGUGAUUGAAAACAAGUCUCUCCCGUCGCUAACUCGAAUGUGUCGAUACGAACCUCAUUGCCGUAUUCCCAUUGGAGCGGUGAUCAAUUGUGCGCUCAAUCUUACAGCUAAAACAAAAUCUUAA